This is a messenger RNA of Malassezia restricta, 2451 nucleotides long. RefSeq names its product beta receptor associated protein 1. Bases 1 to 2451 code for a protein of 816 amino acids. The record is from RefSeq and is a predicted model, not a curated record. Gene Ontology annotation, biological process: autophagy; vesicle-mediated transport; endosomal vesicle fusion. Lineage: Eukaryota; Fungi; Basidiomycota; Malasseziomycetes; Malasseziales; Malasseziaceae. Gene Ontology annotation, cellular component: cytoplasm; fungal-type vacuole membrane. The transcript has a single exon.
AUGUCCACGGUCCUCGAGGCGCUGACACCGUGUGUGCUGCCGCCGACGGUGUCAGAGAGCUGCGCUGCGCGGACGGCGAGCACGGACGGCGAGAGGGUGUAUGUCGGGACGACGGACGGCUUCGUGUAUGGGUGGCGCGCCACGCAGCCGUGGACGCUGCGUGUGCGUGUCUCGUCCGCGGGCCGAGCCGUGGAAAAGAUCGUCGUGCUGCGCGACUGUGGCGCGAUCGCUGUGCUGUGCGACCACGCCGUGCAAUUUUAUACGUACCCAGAUAUGUCGUCGGUGCACCGCGCCUACUCGGCGAUCCGCGGCGUCGUCCAAGUCGCUGUGGAUGAGCGCGACCCGAGCCGUGCGUCGCUGUGCGUCAUCAAGCGGCAGAACCUGUGGGUCGUGGGCCUAGACGAUGCCGGCUGGUUUGUGCGUCAGGACAUGCCUAUCCCUCGUGACGCUUUUAUUGCGCACCGCUACGGCGACGUGGUGUGCCUCGCGACACGGACGGCGUAUGCGCUCGUCCACCUCCCGACGGGCGUAUGCACACCCGUUGGCCUGCCGAUUUCGCAAAGCACGCAAGAGGGCUCGGCGCGCACCAGGCCGGCGAUCGUGCCUGUGCCGGGCGACAUGCCGUGCUUCCUGAUCACGUCGCACUCGGAGCACGGCACGUUGGGCGUCUUUUUGCGCGCGGAUGGCGAGCCUACCGCGCGCCUUGUCGAGUGGCCGUCGCAUCCGCGGGCGGUCGUGGCGAGUCCGCUGCACCUCGUGGCGCUUCUGCGCAAUGAUACCAUCCACCUGCACGACCUUGUCUCGCUGCGGCGCGUCGCGAUCCUCCGAGCUGACGUCGAUGACCGCUACCUGGUGCGUGUGGCGCCGCCAUCGCCCGCGCUGCUGCCCCGCCGGCCUGUGCCGAGCGCGCAGGUGCUGCCGUCGCGCGUGUACCCGGCCGAGCUGCCGCGCGGAUGGCUGGGAUGGUCGCCCGUGUCGGUGCUGGUGGGCGGCCGACGCGGUCUGCGUGCGCUGGCGUCGCCGAUGUCCAGCAGCGCUGCGCUCCUAGACACGGGGCGCGCGGACGACGAGGCGGCGAUGCAGUACCUGGGCGUGUCGCACCUGCGCGAGGGACGCUUUGCGUGUGCGGCGGCGUACCUGCGCCGCUUUCCGCCGGCUUUGCUGCUGACGCUGUGGCCUGCGCUGUAUGGUGGGCACCGCACGUACCUGUGUGAGGCGGCCGCCGGUGUGUGGGCGAGGCUGCCGGCGACGAUCGACGAGGUGAUUUCGCAGCAUCUCGCGUGGAACUAUGUGCCGGCCGUGGAUGAGCACGAUGCCUCGCUCGUGUAUUUGCACGCGCAGCUGCGCCGACGUGCCGACGAUAUGCUGGCGUGGGUGCUGGCGUCGCAGGAUGCCGGCUCGACGGCGCGUGUGCAAAUAGCGCUGGCGCGCGAUCCGCAUGCGCCGCUCACGGCGCUGCCGGCGCUGGCGUCGUGCGACGUGCCGACGAUCCGGGGCGUGGCGGAGUCGCUGGGCCGCCAUGAUCUCGUGCUGGCCUUGUACCGCGCGCACCAGCGGUACGCGGACGCCGCGCAGUAUGCGUGCUUGCACGACGAUGUGCCAGGCGUGCUGGAGCAGGUGGCGAGCCUGGCGCCGGCGGACUUGUGGGUGUGCUGGCUGUGGCUCGUGCGUCGCGACGUGGUGCCGUCGGUGUCGCUGCCGUGGGACGACCUGCCGCACCGCGACGAGGCGUGGCAGGCGCUGUGUGCGAUCGAGACGCCGGCGGCGCUCGCGACGAUGGAGCGCGUCGUGCUGACGGCGUCGUCGCACGUGGACGUAUCGAUGCAGCUCGACGUGUUGGCGCGCGUCCGAGACGACGUGCACAAGGCGUGCCUGUGGCUCGAGUACGGGCCGCCUGCGCUGCUAGCGCAGACGACGCGCCACCCGCUGGAAGACGCGAUCGUGCAUGCGAAGCACGACCGCUUCGUCGACGCGCUGGCGUGCCUCGUGCGUGCGCGUGCCUUCGAGGCCGCCGACGAUCUGUGCAUGCACGGCAGCCCAUGGCCCGUGCCGCGCGCGCGAUCGAUCGCGCGCGGGCCGUAUACCCACCUCGUGCCGACGAAGGCGGCGCGGACAUGGACGCGUGCUCAGCAAGCGCAGCUUUUGUACGUGCUCCUGGACAUGUACGUCGACGCGCACCUCGAUGCGCCGGCUCAGGCGCUCCUCGCUCGGCAUGCCGCGUCCUACGACCUCGUCCGCGUCCUAGCGCACGUGCCGCCUACGUGGCCGGUCCGAGCCGUUGCGCCGUACCUCGUCGAGGUCCUGCGCGCGUCGUCGCAUGCGCGCUACCGCGCUGGCGUGACCAAGUCGAUCGCGCACAAGGUGCGUCUCGACGCCGCCGAUACCCUGUGGCGCCACGUCCGAGCCCAGGGGGGCCAUGUGGCGCCGCCGCCGCCGCCGUCGUUUUCAUAG